UAUUUUGUGCACAAAGUACGCGGCCCGACAUUUUCGAAGCGAUUCUGAUUCCUGUAUCCUAAUUCCUAAUAUCAUCCAAUAGCCCCGAGUUAUCCCGUGAUGCCAAGUCGUGAAAACAAGUGGUUCGGCCUGUACGAGAUAUUAUUAUUCGUAUAUUAGAACAAAAACAUCGAUAUAUUCUCACAAAAUAUCGAAAUUUCGAUAUUGUCGAUAUUUUUUGCUUCAUCACCGUCGGGCGUCAACCAUCGGUGUUUGUUACUCACGUACGGACAUCCACACAUCCAUUUUUUAAUUGUCUAGUCGCCGCUAUUCUCAUUUUGCUCCACAUUCAAUAAUAUAUAUUUACAAGAUAGCCGACAUCACCGCUGUUUUUCAUGUUUCAUUAAUUAUUCACAUUUUAUUGUUUUUUUUUAACGUAUUCUGUAUUUCCGACUAUCGUCGAGUGAUCCAAGACACACGCAUCAACAUGGCUGCCGCUUCCAUUGUUUCCGAAAACCAAGAUCAAAUUGGCUGGGUCACAAUUUCAAGCUGCUCUCUACCAUUUGUCACGCGAAUAGUUAAUGAUGAACGUUUGCAAUUUGUUUCUGUGCGAAUGGCUGAAAAUAAUCUGCUUCAGAGAUAUAUAUCUCAAUUACAUAUAAAUGUUAUGAAGUUUUCACCAGCAAAAUCUCUUUAUAUGAACAAUUUUGAAGCUAAAUAUUUUAAUAAAAUGAAUCAAAUUCAUCGCGAUAAAUUAUACAAAGAAAAUACACCAUUUAAAACCACAGAUUGUAUUGUUCGUGUUGAGGAUGUCAAAGAGUUUCACAUAUUCAUUGAAUUUUGUCAUACAAAAUUAUUUAACGAUGUUAUUCCUAACACUUAUGAUAAGUGUGGUUUUAUAUGCGUGAGUGAUGAAUUUGAUAUGUCAGUUAUUCCAUAUAUCGUUAAAGAUAAUAUAAAAUAUACGCCACUAUUCUUUUUUGAAACUGAAUCAGAUCUGACUCCAUUGUGUAAAAAAAUGGAGGGUUGGUGCAUAGCUUAUCUAAAGUUCUGUUUCAAAGUCAUGGAUAUUAAUUAUGAAUUAUUCUUAUCAAUUGAUUCAUACAUGAUGAUAAGUAUUAGUAAUAUCAAGCGUUAUUUUCAAAGAUUUACACGUUUUCACAAAUUAUGGCCACCUAAUUUUGAUAGAUGGGAUUUAAUUGAUCAUACACGAACCAAUCGAUCAGGUUCCUGGGUCAAAAUACCGCUUCAAAUACCUGCUACUGAGAAUAUUCAUGAGCAACAAGCAAACCAAAUGGAUUCAUCAAUUAUGGCUCAAGGCAGCAAUGUGGAUCAUGACCUUGAAUCAUCACCAUGAAGAAUAACCUCAGACGAUUUAAACUAAGUGGGUUGACUGAAGUUAUAUAGUUAUGUAUUAAACAUAAAAGUAUAUUAUAUUCUUAAGCAUUUUGUAUCUAUUAACUCCCAUGAUCUAAUGUUACAUAAGCAAAAUUAUUCUCAAGAUAAUUUAGUCUGCUUUUAAUAUGUUUUAAAUUAUUAUUAU
Molecule: messenger RNA, 1522 nt
Organism: Melanaphis sacchari
Lineage: Eukaryota; Metazoa; Arthropoda; Insecta; Hemiptera; Aphididae
Exons: 3
Coding region: 467-1336 (289 amino acids)
Source: RefSeq, a predicted model, not a curated record